AUGAAUAUAUAUACAACACCGAAAGGUGGAAAUGGCAACUUAGAAUUGAAAUUAAGUAAUAUAAAUUCGAGAAAGUUAUCAGGAUGUAUACCUUCACAUAUAAAAGGAUUUAGAAGACCUACGUUUAGUGAAAAAGGUGAGAUGACUUUUGUUUGUAAUCCAAAAAGGAACAAACAGGCAUGUUCUAAUUCUAGAGAAGAAGAAUAUGAAGAAAAAGAGAGUGAAUUUUUAGAUCAUUAUUUAAAAAAAUUAGACAGUGUAGAAAGGGAAAGAAGUAAAAAAAAUGAAAUGCUUUUCCCCUAUAUAAGUACAGAUUCAACUGCUAUGAUAACAGAAAAUGAAUUUAAUACUAGAAUAGCUAAUUUAAAGGGUCCAGUUGAUUCAAAAAUUAUGAUUUUGGUAUGGAAUUAUGUUAUUGAAUAUGAAAGAAGAAAAUAUAUUAAUAUGGUAGAUGACAUAAUAACUAUGUGUAAAUUGCUAGCUGAAUUUUAUAAUGUACCAUCUAACUAUGAGAGUAGUAUAAAGCAACAUGUAAGGAAUAAAAUGAUGAAGGCAUUAAUGAAAAAAGAAGAAUUUGAUUAUAAAAAUAUAAAAGAUUUUGCACGAGAUGAUGAUGGAAUAUGUGCUAGGUGGGAAUUCCAAAGGUAUGUACAAUUGAAGAGACGAUUAUGGAAAUAUUUUAGGGAAGCUAUGGAAGAAAAAUGGACUAAGAGGUUAUAUAAAUGGUUUAAGGGGUAUCCGCACACGUAA
Molecule: messenger RNA, 750 nt
Organism: Plasmodium malariae
Lineage: Eukaryota; Apicomplexa; Aconoidasida; Haemosporida; Plasmodiidae
Product: Plasmodium exported protein (PHIST), unknown function
Exons: 2
Coding region: 1-750 (249 amino acids)
Source: RefSeq, a predicted model, not a curated record